AUGUCCGUGGAUGCGGAAAUCACCAAAAUCAAUGAGGGGAUAGCGCAAGUACAUUUGGCAUUGUAUAAAUUCAAUAAUCAGCUAGAUGGCAUAUUGCAAGGCCUAAAUGAUAAUUUGAAUGACUUUGAUGCUGGGGUCAAUAAUGCAGUUGGAGCAGUAAAUGGUGUGAGCCAUGACGUCAUCAAUAUUUUCACUUAUGUAGGGCAUUUUACUUGGAUUUUGAUCGACAUUUUAUUCUACUUUAUUAUCUUUUACUGA
Cylicostephanus goldi is the source of this 258-nucleotide messenger RNA. Lineage: Eukaryota; Metazoa; Nematoda; Chromadorea; Rhabditida; Strongylidae. The record is from the annotation of a GenBank genome assembly.